AGCUGGACUAGGCGAGAGCGUGAGAGCGAGAGCUAUAGCCAUCGGAAAGUGGGGGAGCAGGAGGAGUAGGUGAAAGAGUAGGAGCCGGAGAAGACGUCGAGCACCGCUCCGCUAGUGCACGGUCGAGCGUUGCCCACUACCGGUGUGUCCCGGCAGCGGCUCGUGCUGUGGUGCGUGUGUGUCGGUGUGUGUGUUUACGCUUGUGGGACCCCCCUUCUUUCCUCCCCUCUCCUUAUUACCCUGCCCUCUACAACCCCUAUGUACUCGUCCGAGAAGAAGAAGAAGAAAAACAAGACGGGAAAGUCAAAGAAAUCUAAAAGUUUUGUUGUGGCUUUUUUGAGUGUGUGAGUGCGUGUGUGCCGUGCUGUUCAGUCGGUCCCCCCGCUGAUUACACGCCGCCUCGGGUUUUUAAAUACAAACCCCAUCGCGUCAUUUUUCAAAGCGACAAUUAGAUAACCGAAUCGAAAGAGAAAAACACAAAAACAAAUUUGCCGAAACUUUUUCAACGGCGAGCGCGCACUUUCAGCGUGUUGCGUGUUUGCGUGAGUGUACAUGUGCGAGUGUCCAUCUUAACGGUGCGCUCCGAAAUAGGAUUGCCGACGAGAAAGAGAAAACCGAUUUAAAAAAAACAAAAAUCAAGAGAGAAGAAAAUUCGACGUUUCUCUUCUUCCCCAUUUUGAUCUGUUGUGAUGUAAUACGCCAACGCCCGGCGUAUGUGUGUGAGUGUGCGUGAGUGAACGCGUGUCAUCUGUGUACUUCAGUCCUCACUGGAGACGCUGUCUGACAAGAGAGAGUUGUCAUCGGUGAAAGUUUUCCGAAAUUCGUUGGAGGAGUGUUGGAGCUGUGUUUCUCUUUCCCACCCCUCUUCUGGCUGUUGUUGAUCUGAGGAUCAGUUGGACGACGCGCACAAAAACCCUUUUUACCAAAGAAAAAAAGUUCCCAGGGACAAAACCCCCAGCAUCAAGAUGGCGACGGUGGACGGAAGGCCGGCCCAGUAUGGGAUUUCUCUUAAACAGCUCCGAGAGGUGAUGGAGCUGCGGGGCAGCGAGGCCGUAGAACAAUUGCGUCAUUAUGGCGGAGUCCAGGAGUUGUGCAAAAAACUAUACACCUCACCGACGGAAGGAUUAUCCGGUUCGCCGAAGGACAUCGAACAUCGGCGGGAAACAUUCGGAUCGAACACGAUCCCACCUAAGCCGCCAAAGACCUUCUGGAGAUUGGUGUGGGAAGCGCUGCAAGAUGUCACCCUCAUCAUCCUCGAAGUGGCCGCCAUCGUCUCACUACUUUUAUCUUUCAUUCCUUCCAGUAGCGGCGACGAAGAAAAUGAGCUCGUUCACGAGGAGGACAAGUCUCACGAAUGGAUCGAAGGCCUGGCAAUUCUUAUUUCCGUCAUAGUCGUCGUCUUGGUUACUGCCUUUAAUGAUUACACCAAGGAACGACAAUUCCGCGGACUGCAGAGCCGAAUCGAAGGCGAGCACAAAUUCGCCGUUCUGCGCGGAGGCGAGAGCAGCCAAAUCUUCGUCGGCGAGAUUGUCGUCGGCGACAUUUGCCAAGUGAAAUACGGAGAUUUGCUGCCCGCCGAUGGCAUCCUGAUCCAGAGCAACGAUUUGAAAGUGGACGAGUCGUCACUCACGGGCGAAUCGGAUCAUGUCAAGAAAAGCGAGCUGACGGAUCCCAUGCUUCUCUCCGGUACUCACGUCAUGGAAGGCAGCGGCCGGAUGCUGGUGGCUGCCGUCGGCAUCAACUCCCAGGCUGGCAUCAUUUUCACGCUGCUAGGUGCGGCCGCCGAUCAGCAGGAAGCGGACGCUAAACAACGGAAGAAAGAAGCUAAAAAACAACGGAAGAAGAAGAAAGGAGAUGUAGAGGAAGGCGCUGUUGGCAACAACAGCCACCCGUCAGAUCAUGGAGGGAACAACAUGGCCAGCAAACAGGAAGCCAGAGAAGGAUCCAGCGGACCGUCUGGCGAUGCUCCCAUCAAAGAAGAAAAAUCGGGCCACAAGGAUAAGUCGGUUCUGCAAGCCAAAUUGACAAAACUGGCCAUUCAGAUCGGAUACGCCGGUUCGACCAUCGCUAUCCUGACGGUCAUCAUUUUGAUAACGACCUUUUGCAUCAAAACUUUCGUCUACGAGAACCAGCCGUGGAAAAACGAGUACUUUAACUACUUCGUUAAGUUCCUCAUUAUCGGUGUCACCGUCUUGGUCGUCGCCGUCCCUGAGGGUCUCCCCUUGGCUGUGACUCUUUCGCUGGCCUACUCGGUCAAAAAAAUGAUGUUGGACAACAAUUUGGUGCGGCAUUUGGACGCUUGCGAGACCAUGGGUAACGCCACCGCCAUCUGUUCAGAUAAAACGGGAACUCUGACAACGAACAGAAUGACGGUCGUCGCUUGUUAUGUCGGAGGACAGCAUUACAAAUCCAUCCCGAAGUACGAUUCACUUCCACCGCAGGUGGCCAACCUGGCCAUUCAAGCUAUUUCCAUCAACAGCGCUUAUACCUCGCGUAUUCUGGAUGGAGACUUGCCUAACGAACCCAUCAAGCAGGUUGGCAACAAGACGGAAUGCGCCAUGCUUGGUUUCGUGCUGGAUCUGAAGAAAUCCUACCAGAGCAUUCGUGAUGAGCAUCCGGAAGAGUCCUUCCACCGCGUCUACACCUUCAACUCUAGCCGCAAAUCGAUGAGCACCGUUAUUGCCCGUGAAGGGGGCGGCUACCGCGUUUUCACCAAGGGUGCAUCCGAGAUGGUGCUGAAAAAGUGCGCCUUUAUUUAUGGCGUCGAUGGAAAACUGGAGAAAUUCACUCGUGAGAAUCAAGAUGGGCUAGUGCGAAACGUAAUCGAGCCCAUGGCCUGCGACGGCCUGCGUACCAUCGCCGUUGCUUACCGCGAUUUUGUGCCGGGCAAGGCUGAGAUCAAUCAAGUCCAUUAUGACAACGAACCCAACUGGGAUGACGAGGAUGGAAUCAUCAACAAUCUCACGUGCAUGCUUAUCGUCGGCAUUGAAGAUCCUGUCAGACCUGAGGUCCCAGAAGCUAUUCGACAGUGCCAGAAGGCCGGUAUUACAGUGCGCAUGGUGACGGGAGACAAUGUCAACACGGCUCGAUCCAUCGCCAUCAAGUGCGGCAUUGUCACGCCCGGAAUGGACUAUUUAAUUAUCGAUGGCAAGGAAUUCAACCGACGUAUUCGGGACUCGAAUGGCGAGGUCCAACAACAUUUGCUCGAUCAAGUUUGGCCCAAGCUUCGAGUGUUGGCCCGCUCUUCACCCACCGACAAGUACACCCUGGUCAAGGGAAUUAUUGACAGCAAAAUAUCCGACAACCGGGAAGUAGUGGCCGUGACGGGAGACGGUACAAACGACGGCCCUGCACUUAAGAAAGCCGACGUCGGUUUCGCUAUGGGCAUCGCUGGAACGGAUGUGGCCAAAGAGGCGUCCGACAUUAUCUUGACGGACGAUAACUUCAGCAGCAUUGUCAAGGCUGUCAUGUGGGGUCGCAACGUUUACGACUCCAUCGCCAAGUUCUUGCAGUUCCAGCUGACCGUUAACAUCGUGGCCGUCAUCGUGGCUUUCUUCGGCGCUUGCUUCAUCCAAGAUUCGCCGUUGAAGGCUGUCCAAAUGUUGUGGGUCAACUUGAUCAUGGACACCCUGGCCUCAUUGGCCCUUGCCACCGAAAUGCCCACACCUGACCUGCUUACGCGCAAGCCCUAUGGCCGCACUAAACCUCUCAUCUCACGAACCAUGAUGAAGAACAUUACUGGCCAGGGCAUCUACCAGCUGUCGGUCAUUUUCACUCUCGUCUUCGUCGGUGAGCAAUUAUUUGAUAUCGAUUCGGGCCGAUAUCGGGCCGAUACCAUACCCACCCAGCAUUUCACCAUCAUCUUCAACACUUUUGUGAUGAUGACUCUGUUUAACGAAAUCAACGCUCGUAAGAUUCACGGGCAGCGGAACGUGUUCGCCGGCAUCUUCACGAACCCCAUUUAUUAUUGCAUCUGGAUAGCCACAGCGGCUUCUCAGGUGGUCAUUGUGCAAUUCGGUGGUCAAGCGUUUUCCACUGCCCCCCUCACGAUAGCCCAGUGGGCCUGGUGCGUCUUUUUCGGCGUGGGAACCCUAGUUUGGGGCCAGGUGGUCACCACCGUUCCCACUAGCAAGAUUCCCAAAAUCUUCUCCUGGGGUCGAGGACACCCUGAAGAUAUUUCAGCUGCCAUGGGCGCUCUCACCGAGGAUAGAUUCGAUGCGGAUGGUGAGAAGAAGCGGACGACAGGCCAGAUCCUUUGGAUCCGCGGCCUCACUCGACUUCAGACACAGGUGAUUGGUGGUGAAUUGCAGGAACGUUUGAUUCCGGUUCCCUACAGCAAGAAUACCACAGACCAAGCUAUCCGCGUCGUUAACGCCUUCCGCCAGGGGGUUGAUCCGCGGUUGAUGGAGCGCACCAACCCGGCCCUGGCAGCGGUGCUACAGCGACAAGCAUCCGCGUCUUUGGCGAAACGUUUGUCGCAAGCCUCUUCAAUUGACUACGCUGACGCCCCUGGAGCGACGGGGAUAGGUGAACGCGAGCGAGACUACUUGGCACCCGAAGUGGACAUGGAGCGACUCUCUUCGCGGAGCCACACGGAAACGGCCGUUUGAGGAAACAACAACAAAAAAAAAGACAACAAAAUUAAUAAAUUAAUAAUUCAUGAUCUAAUGCUCUUCGAGGCGGAGAAGAAAAACUAAAAGAAAAAAACCUAAAAAAAAAAUCGAAAUAGGAAUCAAAGAAAUCCAUCCAUCAUAUACUGACUUUCCCUGACUUCCCAGUUCUUAAUUUCUGUUUUUUUUUCUUCUGUUUUUGGAAUUCUCCGGCCCGAGUUCUGUAUGCAUCUGUUAACUCUCUUCCAACUGCCGAAACAUGUUCUCCGACGAUGAAAUUGAUCAGCCCAUACCACUCCAUUUCUUUAAUUCUCUUUGUGUGUUCUUAUUCUACCCGUUUCCCUUCAACGAGAAUGAUGUGCUAUGGUACGCUUACCUUUUUUUCUACCGUGCUAAUAUCCCCCAAUUCUUAGACGUCAAAGGAAAAACAAAUGGAAUGAGGAGCAGAAAAACACCCAAUUUUUACUUUGAAAAUUUAGCAAACAAAAAAUUGGAUUCAACGUCAAUUACUUGUUCAAGUGAAUGCGAUUUUUGUUUUUGGUUCUUACUUUCUCUCAUUAUUAUUUUGUUUUCCUCUGUUCGAUUUUUAUGUGAGUAAAUUCAACUGCUGUUGAAGAGAAAGAAGGUAGUAUAACACAGGAAGUGAUUGCUUAGUUGGGAGGGGGAGAUAUUAAGAAACCCAGUUGCCGUGUCAUCAGAUUUCUACGACCCUCUUUAAUUGAAAAAAAAAUACGCAGAGAGUUUGCAACCUUCUCGCCGAUGUCCGUCUAUUUAGAAAUAAUUCUGCAAUUUAAAGAAACCUCUUCGAUGUCCUCCUUAUAUAUGAUUUUGAAUUUCUCUAUAUCCCCCACCUUGCUUUUUCGUUUGUUAUAUUUUACUUAUUGGGUUGAGUGGAGACACUUUUUCAUUUCUUUACUUGUAUCAUAUGAAAAAACCCCUUUUUCGAGUAUUACCGUGUGUUUGCGUGUGCGUUCUCUACACUUCCCAUUCCUCUCCGACCUUGGUACACUUCAUUUUCAUCAUUUUGUUGGUUUGGGAAAUCUUUCGUUUCGCUGUAAUCUUCCUUUUGUUUUGUUUUCUUUCCUCCCUCUCUUUCUAUCUUUCCCUCACAGUGUGCUUUUUGUAAUGUACGUAAGUGUGCUACUUAUAUUUCCUCCUUCGUUUUCUUUUUCACCUCUUUUUACUUGUUUUAUUUCUUUCUUUUUUUUCGAAUUCAGAAUUAUUAAAGUGUGUAUCUCCCUCUCCAUCUCCCGAAAAAAAAUCUCCCUCUCUUAGUUUAAAAUUGCCACCCUUUUGAACUCUUUUUAUCAUCUUUUUUUUUCUUCCGUGUCUUUUUUCCAUGAGGGAUGUUUCGAUUGGUUUCCAGACGCGAGGUCCUUAUAUACAUAGUAAACGAGAGAACAAAGCCAUAGUCUUACGUUGUCAACUCUGUUUCAAAUACUAUUUGAUACGAAUCGGUUCUCAUUAGUUCCUCGAUAUGUUUCGUCGGUUUCUUUUCUUACGUCCUCAUUUUUCCUUUGAUUCUUGAUCGAAAUCUUUUCUACAAGACCGAGAGAAAGAAGCAAUGACGAAGACCCACCUAUAACUCUGACUCCCUCUCCCCUUCUCCCCUCUAAAUUUAUUGACCUACAAAUUUCUUUUUUAUGUUUCACUGCCAAUUUUCCACGAAUUGCCCGAAUGCAUGUGUAAUUUGUCUGUUUUCAGGAGUUUAAACAAGCGAGUGAAAGAGAUAUUGAAAAAAAGAGAAUUUAACUUGGGUUAAAAACGAUUGUGAAUGAGAGUGAAAUGUAAAACGUUCUGAUGUGGGGGUGGUGCCUUGUUUCACCGAUCACCCCGUUCUGCAAAGUCGCCCUUUUUUCUUUUUUUUUUGGGGGGGGGGGGGGGGGGGGGGUUGAGGAUACUUUCUCCAGUGAGUUUCAGGACGACUCUUUUCUGUUCUCUUUGAUAUCACCAUUUCUCUCUAAUCCCGACCUCUUUAGUUUAGAACAAGUUUCAAUUGGAAUUUCAUUUCCUCACACUGCCUCUCAUUCAGUUGGUUGUUAGAGUGGAAUCGUGGAGACAGAAAUGAAGCUUACAAACACCGUGUUGCCGGUAGGACAUAGAAGCAAUAGUUGUGUUAGGGGGGUGACGCCCGUGUAUGAGGAGAAUAGAAAAGAAAAAAGAAAAAAAGCGGAAAAUUCAUUCUGGUCGUCUUAUCCAACGCGGUUGUGUGCGCUAUUGCUACUCUCCGUUUGGUUAUUAAUUAUUUAUGUAGAUUUUUAUUUCUUUUUACUGAAAGAAUGGCGUGAAAUAACCCAUUGGGGGUUCCCUAUUUUUAAAGUUGUUAUUAAUGAGAGUUAAAGAAACACACACAUAAAUAAUCUAUGUGAAAGCGGCGCCUGAUUUUUCUUUCUUGCAUAUAAUUUGACAUUUUUAAAAAUUAUUAUUUUUAUUAUUAAUUCCCCCUACCCAUCCGUGAAUCCAUGAUAGGAUAAUUUUUCGUUGAAUUCAUUAGACAGAAGCAUUUUAAAAAAAAGAGAGGCAUGGACAUUUUCACAUUGAACACUAUGUAAUACCUGCUCGGAUGGCCAAUUUGAACAAAAAAUGUUGCGUCACAUCGAGCGUUAUGAAAUAGAAAAACAAGAACUCGCGUGCGUGCGUGUGUGUUAAUUUUCCCUGUUCUUCUCUCCUGCUGUUUUUUUUAUUAUUAUUUUGUUUUAUUUUAUUUUUAUUUCGUGGUUUUCACCGUUGGCGAAGAAUCCAUAAAAAAGUUAUGCAUUGUAAUUGCUGUUGAAUAGCCAAGUAUUUCUUUUCAAAACAAUUUUUUUUUUCAAACUUCUCGUUACAUACUUUUAUUGUUGGUGGAAAGAAUAUUUGCGAAGCAAAAAUGUGUUUCUGCUCCUCCCUCCUUUCAUCCCACACCACUUCUGAAAGUGUUACUGAUUAACUAUAUGAUUAUGGAUUUUAAAAAACUAAAAAAAAAAAAGAGAAGAGUGUGUUGUUUUUUCCACCCCUUCUUUUUCAUUACAAGAAGUCAAGAAAAAAAAGAAUUGUUUGUUAUAAGCGAAGAAAUUUUUACAAGUGUUGUUGACGUAGCGUUUUAUCUUAUGGUUAUUAUCUUUAUAUAGUUGCGCUCCAAAGGGUUCAUCGUUUUUCAUGACACACACACACACAAAAGGAAGACUGUUUUUUCUAAGUCACGUCGUCCUCUCUUGUCUUUUUUCUCUCUCUAUCUAUCUAUCUAACUAUCCAUCUCUAAACUUUCUCUCUCUCUGUAGCUUGUGGUAGCCAACGGUUGUUUGUUUUCUUCUCGAUUCCUUCCCAAUUUUAACGACUGACCCCCCCCCAUCCCCUCUGAUCCCCUCCUCCUGGAAAAGAAAAAAAAAUACUUAAAUCUCUCUAUUAGAGAAAAAACCGGAAGUUAUUCUUGAUUCCACGACUCCAAUCUUUCCAUUAAAGGUGUAAAUGUGCCAGUGCAUUAUGUCAUAAUUUUAGUAAAGGGGGGGGGGGGGUGAUGACAUUUGUCCCUGGCGGAGAAAAAAAAGGAAAUGGGGAUGAAAUACGAGUCUGUGUCUCUUCGCAUCCUUCACACUUGUUUUCCCGUCAUUUGAUUUUACUUUUACUUUUAAGUUGGACGUGUCCAUUAUCUUUUUUCCUCCUAUUUCUAUGGCUGUCAUUCUUUCCAUCUUUUCUGGCUAGUUUUCUUUGAUUUGAUUUUAGGUUCAUUCGACAACAACAAACAAAAUAUGACUCUCCGCAGCUGAACUUAUAUAUUCCCGGAAUUAUUAUUAUUUUUCAUUUUUUCUUGAAACUUAAAAAAAAGGUUCCCUUCCAUUUCCCGCUGAUGAUGAUUGUUUGACAACCAAAAACAUGAUGCCCUCUAUAGCCCUUGUAUCGAUUAUGCAGCCACGCGUAAUUCGCAAGUCUAAUGGAUAGAAGAGAGGAGCGUGAUUUCUUUUGAUUAUGAGGUUUGAGUUCCGAGUGGUCUUCUUUUGAUUUCCUUCAUUUCCCCGUCGACCCUUUGUCUCUCUCUUUUCUCUCUCACUCUUUUUCUAUCCAAUUUUUAAAUAUCUUAUCUUCGUAUAUUUCUCCUUGUACAAAUAAAACUUUGAGCUCUUG
Daphnia pulicaria is the source of this 8708-nucleotide messenger RNA. RefSeq names its product plasma membrane calcium-transporting ATPase 2-like (gene PMCA). The transcript is spliced from 22 exons. Gene Ontology annotation, molecular function: P-type calcium transporter activity; ATP hydrolysis activity; ATP binding. Lineage: Eukaryota; Metazoa; Arthropoda; Branchiopoda; Diplostraca; Daphniidae. The coding region runs from base 966 to 4610 and encodes 1214 amino acids. Gene Ontology annotation, biological process: regulation of cytosolic calcium ion concentration; calcium ion transmembrane transport. Gene Ontology annotation, cellular component: intracellular membrane-bounded organelle; membrane. The record is from RefSeq and is a predicted model, not a curated record.